AGAUUCGAAUGAAAUAAAUUACGUUAAAGAACAGUUCCCCGAACAAGUGUGUAAUAAAUGAUAGCCACAAUUAUUUUGUGAUAGUAGUAGGGCAGGAUGAGGCAAUUCCAUCAUCCCAGAGUUCACAAACAAAAUACACAAAGCUUUUCAGAGCAGUUUCACUUUCUCCCUGUGUGACGAAAGCAUUUACUGCCUCAAACCUCCAGCUGCGCGAUCCUAGUUCUCACAAUCCUUUAAGGCUUCAGGGCGUUAAUAAUCCUAAAGCCCGUUUAUGCAUUCAAGGAGCCAGUUCACGCAUUACAAGUCUUUCUUUCCAUCUUAGCCCGAUGACUAGAGCUAGAAAAGUGCUGCCGAACCAAAUAAAAAAAGAGACAUACUUCACUAAAAAUUUAUAUAGCUCAAACGUAGACUGAUUUUGGCGACCGAUAGGGAAGACGUUCUUAAUGUUCUUUGGGAGCUUUUUUGGGGGGGAGGUAGUUAAAGCAGACAUUGCUCCAAGGUCAGUAGAGACGCAGGCAUCAGUAGCCUUGUCGCUCCCUAGUCCCUCCUCCCGCCUCGCCUGCCUUCCCUUCCCCGCGACAUCUCAGCCGGAGCGUGGCCCAGGCAAGCGCCGAGCCCCGGCCAGACGCGAUCGGGGGAGGCGGGGCCGAAACCGAACUUCAUUGUUCACGGGACCGACUCUUCCCGAAAGAGCCCGUUGGCAGCGCCUGCGCAGUACGCGCUCUUUGUGCCAGGCUGCAGUAAGCUGUUUGUGUGCGUCUCUUCCCGAGGCCAUGGAGGCGGAGCCCCAGGGGCGUGGCUUUCUCUGUCGCGCCCGGAUUGGGCUUCCGCGGGGAGGUGGGCGGGCUCGGGGCGGAGCCUCUGAUAACAACACUGGGAACCCAGACCUGGGCUAUUUGUUGCUGCGCCGCCUCCGCCCGAGUCAUGUUCCAAGCUCCUCCGUGGCUCUCAGCAGCAACCGCCGCCGCCCGGUGAGCACGGGCUUCACUUCCUCUUCUUCCUGCCGAGCCUCCUGACUCCUAGCGCUAUGACUGUCGUCUCAGUCCCGCAGCGGGAGCCGCUCGUCUUGAGCAGCCGUCUUGCGCCGCUUGGCUUUUCUGCCCGCGGGUACUUCGGGGCCUUCCCGAUGGUGACCUCGGCUCCGCCGCCUGUACCCCGGAUCCCAGACCCCCGGACGCUGCCCCCAACUCUCUUCCUCCCACACUUCCUCGGGGGAGACGGGCCCUGCCUGGCCCCCCUGCCUCGCGCCCCAGCAGCAGCUCUGCCCCACUGCAGCAGCCCGGCCGUGGCGGGAGGCGCCCCGCGGGCAGCCCCGAAGAAGCGGCGGAAGAAGAAGGUGCGAGCCAGCCCGGCGGGGCAGCUGCCCAGUCGGUUCCAGCAGUAUCAGCAGCACCGGCCGAAUCUAGAGGGCGGCCGGAGUUCGGGGACGGUCCCGGGCCAGGCCGCCGCCUCAGCCCCGGGCCCAGCGUCCAUAGCCUCAGCUGAGGGAGUUAGCCUGGCACCCGGGCCGCUGCGGCCCGCGGCGCCGAGCCAAGCCCCGCUGAGAAAGGAGGUAUUAAAGUCAAAGAUGGGAAAAUCGGAGAAAAUUGCCCUUCCCCACGGCCAAUUUGUUCAUGGUAUACACUUGUGUGAACAACCAAAGAUAAACAGACAGAAAAGCAAAUAUAACUUGCCACUAACCAAGAUCACCUCUGCAAAACGGAAUGAGAAUAACUUUUGGCAGGAUUCUGUUUCGCCUGAUAGGAUUCAGAAGCAGGACAAAAAGCCUUUUAAAAAUACAGAAAACAUUAAAAAUACGCAUUUGAAGAAAUCAGCAUUUCCAACUGAAGUGAGCCAAAAGGAAAAUUACGCUGGGGCAAAGUUCAGUGACCCGCCUUCUCCUAGUGUUCUUCCAAAGCCGCCUAGCCACUGGAUGGGAAGCACUGUUGAAAAUUCUGUCCAAAACAGGGAGCUGAUGGCAGUACACUUAAAGACGCUCCUAAAAGUUCAAACUUAGAUUUCAGUAUGUAUGUAAAACAUAGUUUUUCCCAAGUCCCUGAACUCCUUAAAAGAAAAGUGGUACAGAAGUGGAAAUUUGUACCAUUUGAGUGCAAAAGAUGAGCUUAGAGUUACAUACAGCUUGUAUUAUAUUUUAUAUUUUGUAAAUACUGUAUACCAUGUAUUAUGUGUAUAUUGUUCAUAUUUGAGAGGUACAUUAUAGUUUUGUUAUGAAAGUAUGUAUUUUGCCCUGCCAGUGUGGUAGGUGUUUUGUAUAUAUAGUGGACAAAUUUUAACUGUGCUAAGGCACAUGGAAGACUGACUUAUUUGCACAAGGUACGAAGAGAUUUUUUUUUUUUUUAAGAAACAGCUGUUAAAUCUCAAAGUGAAGAUCUAAAUGUGAACGGUUUAUUAAUGCACUACUGAAGUUAAAAUCUGUGGCACAAUCAUUGUAAACAUGGGGUUUGUCUGUGUUUCUCUAAUUGAUUUCUGCCUUCUAAUCUGUAAUUGUUGGAAAAUUCCUGUUCUCAUUUUUACCAAACUUAAUUUGUGGGUUUUGGUAUAUAGCCAUUAUUCAAAUUUAAAAUGCCUCUAACUUUAAUGCCAACAGAAUUGGUUGUAAUCAAAUUUUAAAGUAAUAAUAAUUUGACCCUCCCCCCUUUUAAACUAGUCUUGAUUCUUUGUGUAUGACUGUUUGAAUGUGACCAAGAGAUGAUUUUGUAUGAUUGGAUUUUAACUUU
This is a messenger RNA of Octodon degus (degu), 2717 nucleotides long. RefSeq names its product proline rich nuclear receptor coactivator 1 (gene Pnrc1). The transcript is spliced from 2 exons. Gene Ontology annotation, cellular component: P-body; nucleus. Gene Ontology annotation, biological process: nuclear-transcribed mRNA catabolic process, nonsense-mediated decay. Bases 1028 to 1996 code for a protein of 322 amino acids. The record is from RefSeq and is a predicted model, not a curated record. NCBI's taxonomy places the organism in Eukaryota, Metazoa, Chordata, Mammalia, Rodentia, Octodontidae.